AUGGGCUUCGAGUACGAACGAGUGACCAACAACCCCUCCGACCCUGAGCUCGCAACCCCCAAAGAGACAGGCGACGAAGAUGACGAGGCUCUCCUACAGCCUAACACAACCAACACCAACAGCCCAUAUCCCAAAUACCACCCCUCCCAUCUCUUCAACCACAUAAAAGCCCUCCUCCUCUCCACCCCCAAACCACUCCUCAUUCGAAAUACCCUCAUCACCCUCCUCGCCAUCUGGGGUCUCAUCAACCUCACACAAACCCUCAUCCUCUCCAUCACCACUACUCACCUUCCCACCCCCAAAACCUGUCACUGCGGCAACUCCACCACUGAAGCCCUCACUUUAGGCUGCAAAUUCGACUCCCUAGCCGCAGCCUGGCUUCCACCGCACUGUCGCGACGACGAGCUCACCGCGGAGUUUGAGCGCGCUGGUCCCAAUCCCGACGGGAGUUGGACGUACUACGCAGACGAUUACCACACGGUACCCAUGGCUAUUGAAGAGGUUGCUGCGCUGGCAGAUAACCAGUCUGCUAGGGUGCAGAUGACCAGGGAUUGGCAUGUCGUGCAUUGUUUGUUUUACUGGAGGAAGAUGUUCCGGGUUAGGGAGAUGGAGGGGGUGAUUGUUGAGCCUAGCUUUGAUCAUGAGGAGCAUAUUAAGCAUUGUAUUGGGGUGGUUUUGGAGGAUAGUUGGGGAACGGAGGCGAGAGUCGCGUUGGAUACCUAG
Molecule: messenger RNA, 723 nt
Organism: Aspergillus niger
Lineage: Eukaryota; Fungi; Ascomycota; Eurotiomycetes; Eurotiales; Aspergillaceae
Exons: 2
Coding region: 1-723 (240 amino acids)
Source: RefSeq, a predicted model, not a curated record